This is a messenger RNA of Brugia malayi, 345 nucleotides long. Its product is annotated as MGC53320 protein, putative. The coding region runs from base 1 to 345 and encodes 114 amino acids. The transcript is spliced from 3 exons. The record is from RefSeq and is a predicted model, not a curated record. Lineage: Eukaryota; Metazoa; Nematoda; Chromadorea; Rhabditida; Onchocercidae. Gene Ontology annotation, molecular function: RNA binding. Gene Ontology annotation, cellular component: nucleolus. Gene Ontology annotation, biological process: dendrite extension.
AUGGCGAAGAGUAUUCGAUCAAAAUCAAAACGACGGGUACGUGCUAUAAAACGUGAACGACUAGCGCCACGUGUAUUGAAACGUUUGCAAGCAACUGUUUCAAAUCUUGAUUCCAAUAAGAUAAAGAUGGAAAUUGAUAACUCAAAUAUGGCAACCGAGUCAGCAGAUCCUGAUGUCGAACUUUUAAAGAUGGAAACUGAUAGUGGUAAUUUAAAUUUGAAAACGAUGAAGAAACCAGACGGUUCAUAUCCGGUAUGGCUGAGCCAACGGAAGAUAAAGAAGAAGAAACGUGAACAAAAAAUUAAGCAAAGUAAGAAAAGUAGGAAGGCUCGAAGAAAUCGCUGA